Beauveria bassiana ARSEF 2860 is the source of this 1980-nucleotide messenger RNA. RefSeq names its product transcription factor Opi1. The record is from RefSeq and is a predicted model, not a curated record. The transcript has 2 exons. Gene Ontology annotation, cellular component: endoplasmic reticulum; nucleus. Gene Ontology annotation, biological process: endoplasmic reticulum unfolded protein response; regulation of transcription by RNA polymerase II; phospholipid biosynthetic process. Gene Ontology annotation, molecular function: transcription corepressor activity. The coding region runs from base 1 to 1980 and encodes 659 amino acids. Lineage: Eukaryota; Fungi; Ascomycota; Sordariomycetes; Hypocreales; Cordycipitaceae.
AUGCUCGCCACUGCGAGCGCCCAUACAAACGACCAGACAUUUAUGCGUACCACUGGUGCUGUUUCUGGUUCGACUGCCAACAGCGACUCCAGCAGCACCGCCCUCCGCCCCCCAUCACCAGCCACGCCCACAUCCACGCCAUCCACGCCCGCGUCCACCCAUGCUCACGGACUGCAUCACCUUAAUCACCAUCAUUAUCCCUCCCCGCGCAAUCCACUCCCUUUUAGCUCUUCUCAUCCAUCUACGACUUUAAGUCUGCCUCCCCCCAAUUACACCCCUUCCGCGGCUGCCUCUGCCUCUGCACCCGCAAUCGCCAUGGACAGCCCGGCGCUUCCCCCAGCACCAGACUACUCGGCCAAACUGCCUCCUCUAGCCAACCAUGAUAACAGCAGGACCCUGCCCUCGUUGAGCUCCAUCGCCGGACCUCAGCAUCACCGUCACAUCCUGUCUCUCGAUCACUCCGCCAUGGCCCCCAGCAAUUGGACUCCCCAAGCCAACAACAUGUCCUACCGACAACCCCCUCCUCAGCCCUCGCGCGCCCACAGUCCUGCCAACGCCGACUUUGACGGCACAAACAGCGUCACCAGUGAUAGCACCCCCGAACAUCAAAAAGAAGGAACCCCGACCAGCCUCACCCUCGAUGAUCCCGACGUCCGACUAGCCGCUGAAGCCCUUGGCGACCUCAGAGCCGAUUUCGUCUCCUCCCCGCCCGACACUUCUGGUCCCAUGAGCCCGCCUCCUCAAAACAUGCAGGUCGCUGCUCCCUCCUCAUCCGCUGCUGGCCCUUCACGACCACCCAGACCUGAGCCGCUUCUUCAGCUUCUCACUACCGCCCAUCCCUUAAUUGCCUCCACCGUUUCCAACUACCACAGCACCAAGAACUACUCUCCCCGCUUCAAGUCGGGUGCCGAAUACGUCGAAGGCUACCUCACGCCCCUUGCAAAGACGGUCAACAGAACCGCUAGAAGGACUGGCGUUGAGGGUGGUGUACGCUGGUUUCUCGGUGGUCGCCGACAUGCUGCGCCCACUUCUGAACCUGAGGCUGCCUCCAGUUCUAAAAAGCGUCGCAAGGUCGGCGAGCAGGAUGUUCCAGAAUCCGAAGACGCCAAUGGCUCAAACGACACCUCCCCUCCCACGCCGAAGAGCGCUCGCCGCUCUUCUGUCAGCACCAUCGACACCCUGCCCGCAUAUGACGAGCUACGCUCCCCAGCGUACAGCGAGACGGCUGGCCCUCCCGCUACCUCUCAGAACCAGGCUGCCUGGCAAACACGCCUCUUCAUGUCCACCUCUGGACUCAGCGUCGCCAUGAGCGCCGAGAGCCUCAAGAGCCUCAAAUACUGUCUCAAGUGGCUGCGAUGGACCAACGACCGCAUGGACAAGGCCAUUGGAUCCCUCAAAGAUGCUCUCGAGGAAUACGAGAGCGCCUGCAACACCCAGGCCAGACUCGCGGAGAACAACACUCAAGAUAAGGACCAGGUCAUGGAAGGAACUGAAGGUGACAGCGGUACCAAGACGCCCGAAGAAGCGCGCACUGAAAUCGCAAACCGCAUCCAGAUCAUCAAGACGGAUAUCCUCAAGACGCUACAAGAAGUUGUCGUCACCGUCUCCAAGUAUGCCGGCGGUGCUCUCCCGGAGAACGCGAGAAUUCUUGUCCGUCGUCACCUCACCAGUCUGCCUCAGCGUUUCCGCCUCGCCACAAUGAACGAAAAUUCUGGCAAUGCUACCGACAGCGAGACCAGCAAGGACAAUAGCCCUGCCCUCCGUGAAGGCGCGCAAAAAGUUCUCGUUCUUGCCAAAGAGGGGCUGGAUAUGGUGACACAAAUCACGGGUGUUCUCGACGGGACCAUUGUCAGCGCCGAAGAGUGGUGCGAGCGUAUGGGCAAGAAGCGUGAACCAGGCGAUGAGUCGAUGACUGUCGACGAAAAGGUUGCGCUGGCUAUUGCUACAGAGCCUGCUAGCGCCGAUGUCAAGAUGGGUUGA